This is a messenger RNA of Penicillium arizonense, 1215 nucleotides long. RefSeq names its product Zn(II)2Cys6 transcription factor domain-containing protein. The record is from RefSeq and is a predicted model, not a curated record. Gene Ontology annotation, molecular function: DNA-binding transcription activator activity, RNA polymerase II-specific; zinc ion binding. Gene Ontology annotation, biological process: regulation of transcription by RNA polymerase II. Lineage: Eukaryota; Fungi; Ascomycota; Eurotiomycetes; Eurotiales; Aspergillaceae. The transcript is spliced from 2 exons. The coding region runs from base 1 to 1215 and encodes 404 amino acids.
AUGGCGCUCCGACGACCACAUCGGAAAUCUCGUCACGGCUGUGUGGAAUGCAAGCGGCGACGAUGCGAUGAGACCCGACCCUCAUGUUCCAAUUGCGCUAAGCGCCAUGCCGAAUGUGAAUAUGAGUCGUCAAGCUCUCUCCUCUGGGCAAAUGAAGAGGCCUCCCGCUCUCGCGCCUCCGGGUCAGACAGCGGCCACCGAGAGGAAUCCCUAGGGCAAUCCCCCUCAAAUCCAGAAACCGACUCGCUCGGAAUCCUCAGCCAUCUCAGCGGAAAUGCGUCACUGCCCAGCCCGACGCUGAACUUCCACGACCUAGAGCUGAUGAUGCAGUGGUGCAACACAACGUACCACACCCUAUCCCGCGACGAGCGCACAGAUCCAGUCUGGCGCAAUAUCGUUCCAGAAGAAGCCCUCUCACACCCCUUCUUAAUGCACGGCAUCCUCGCCGUCUCAGCUCUCCACCUCGCCAGGACAAGUCCAGACCCAACCCAUCGAGCCUCGUAUCUCAACCGCGCAGUAGCCCACCAGAACCAAGCCCUAGCGCUGUUCCGCGAGCUCCUCGGUGACGUCAACGAGAACAACGCAAAAGCAGUGUUCGCCUUCGCUGGCAUCGUCGCCGUCUACACGUUCGGGUUCCCGCAUACGCCAGACGCACAGGAUGCCUGGGCCUGCGUGGACGAUCUAUACCAAGUCCUGAUCCUAACACGCGGCGUGCACCAGGUUAUCUAUGCGCCGCGGGAUUUCAGGACAUUUCUAGAAGAAAGUAACUUCAGUCCCAUUCUCCAGGUGGAUGAGGUCCGCGGCGUGAUCCCCGAUGAUGCGAGCGCGGCAUUGCGCAAGCUUUACGAGGCCAAUGAUGCCUGUCCGGGUGCGGAUCAACAGGUUUACCGGCUGGCCAUUUUGAAUUUGGAGGAGAUGCUUGGUUGGGUUUAUGGCGGGAUGAGAGCCAAUACCAUUGCCGGGCGCUGGGCGAUCCGCUUGCCGGCGCGGUUUAUGGAAUGUCUACGCGAGCGGGAACCCUUGGCGCUCGUCAUGUUGGCGUACUAUGGCGUGCUCCUGACUUAUUUGCAGCAUCGGUGGUGUUUUGACGAGUGGUGUGUGAGAAUCCCCAAGGCUGUGUGGGCUAUUCUGGAUGAUCACUGGAGACCACUGGUGUACUGGGCUAUGAAGGAAACCCUCGGUGUUAACUACCUGGAGCGGGUGGAGGUUGACUGA